Messenger RNA from Pantherophis guttatus, 6894 nucleotides. It is a transcript of the gene CEP97, whose product is annotated as centrosomal protein 97. The record is from RefSeq and is a predicted model, not a curated record. Gene Ontology annotation, molecular function: protein binding. Gene Ontology annotation, cellular component: centrosome. NCBI's taxonomy places the organism in Eukaryota, Metazoa, Chordata, Lepidosauria, Squamata, Colubridae. Gene Ontology annotation, biological process: negative regulation of cilium assembly.
AAAACUUUGUACCGUAAUAUAAAAUCUCUGGCAUUAUUUUUUUUCUCAAGCGUUUUUUGUUAUCCAAUCAGUACCUAGCCUCAGCCCGGUUGCCUAGCAUUGGAAGCAAGCGGGAAGUAUGGCGGCAGCAUCGGUUGCGGAGGUUUCCGCAACGAAGACUGAGGGGGUCAAGCCAUCCACGGGCGCUAGUCAAGGUUCUUUAAUUAAUUGGUCAGGCCAGGGUUUACAAAAACUAGGACCAACUUUAGCCUGUAAUGCAGACAUACAUACUCUGAUUUUGGAUAAAAAUCAAUUAAUUAAAUUGGAACACCUGGAGAACUAUAAGAACUUGAUGCAGUUGUCAGUAGCCAACAAUCGUCUAGUGCGGAUGAUGGGUAUAGCAAAGUUGACUCAUCUUCGAGUGUUAAACUUGCCUCACAACAGUAUUGGUAACGCAGAGGGAUUGAAAGAGCUAAUGUACCUGGAGUGGUUGAAUCUGGCAGGAAACAAUUUAAAGACUAUAGACCAGAUCAGUUGCUGCACAUCUCUUCAACAUCUUGAUUUGUCAGAUAACAAUAUACCCCAAAUAGGAGAUAUCUCCAGACUUUCAUCUCUAAAGACUCUGCUGCUGCAUGGAAAUAUAAUAACUUCACUGCGUUCAGCACCUUCUUGUUUACCUCAAGGCCUGACUAUUUUUUCACUAGCAGAAAAUGAAAUUAGAGAUUUGAAUGAGAUUUCUUUCUUGACCUCUUUUCCUAAACUAGAGCAACUCUCAAUUAUGAACAAUCCUUGUGUGAUGGCAACACCUAACAUUCCAGGUUUUGAUUACCGACCAUUUAUUGUCAAUUGGUGUCUCAGUCUUAAAGUAAUUGAUGGAUAUGUGGUUUCUCAGAAAGAAAGCUUGAAAGCAGAAUGGCUUUACAGUCAAGGAAAGGGAAGAUCAUUCCGACCAGGCCAGCACCUUCAGUUAGUACAAUAUUUGGCCAGUGUUUGUCCUCUUACUACUAUGUUUGGACUCCAGUCAGCAGAGGAUGCCAAACUGGAAAAAAUACUACAUAAGCAAAGGUUGCAUCAGAGGCAAUUGAUGUAUCAGAGCCAUGCCAAUGAGUCACUUGUAUCCUCAACUCUGAAUAAAGGACUACCCAUUAAUAAUGAGCCAAACAGUCCUGCCCAUGUACAACAAGAAAUAACCGAAGGUGAACGUAUUAUUAAAAAGAAUACCUGGGUUGUGACAAAAUCCAAUGAUGACCAUUCUUAUGCAGUUAAAAAUGUUUCUCCAACUUCGGUACAAGCUGAAAGAAAUACUUUUAAGGAUUUUUAUUUGGAUGAUAUACAAACUGACGAGGAUAAAUUGAAUAGUAGUCUCCUAUCUUCAGAAUCUACUUUUAUGCCUGUUGCUUCAGGGCUGUCUCCAAUGUCGCCCACUUCAACAGAACUGAAACUUCAUGGAAUUGGCAUUGAUAUAGAGGAUGUGGAAGAUGUGGGGGAUACAUAUUUGGAAUUUACAAAAGAUAUUAAUAUGCAGAACAAAGAAAAGCAGAAAAGUGAUUCUGUGCUUUUGGGAAAGUACACCCUCAAGUCAGCAGAUGUGGUAGAAACUCAAAAUGCAUAUCAAGAGGAGGAUAUUUUCCCCAUUGCUUCUUCUUCAGUAAACACUGAUAUUCAACCAGAUGACGUUAGCAGUUAUCAAGCAUCCCUUGAUGACAAUGUAAAGUUCAGUAACUUAAAACAGACACACUCACCUGAAGAGAAUGUUAUCAAAUGUGUUUCUGUUGCUAGCUCUCUAGAACUGUCUACUGAUGCAUCAGUUACUGUAACCCAUAAGAAAAAUGAACUUCUAGAAAUGAAUAAAGCUGCCACCAAGCUUCAGGCCUGUUGGAGAGGAUUUUAUACAAGAACAUUCCAUCCCAGAGUCAGGGAAGCACACUAUGAAAUUCGACUCAGCAGAAUGCAAGAACAUAUCAUUCAUUUAACUGAAGAAGUUCAAAAGUUAAGAAAAGAAAAAAAUGAAGAGAAGCUUCAAAGACUUGUGCAAGAGGAAGCUGUCAAAUUUCUUUGGGAUCAGGUUAAAUCUAUUCAGGAAUGGCAGCUUUCAGUAAACCAACACCUAAGUAAUAUCUGGAAAAAAGAUUCCCCUGCGUGUAGCAUUCUGGGUCCACAUGAAUUAUUCAUACAGUCAUCUAGACCAAAUCAAGAACCUUCUCCUAUUGAUAGUUCAACUUGGUUAGGUUCAUCUUCUGAAAUGUCUCAUCAGAAAUGUUUACAGGAAUAUCCUGAUUCAGGUUUCCAUUCCUGUGUAUCAGACCAAAAUAUCCUUAAUGAAUUGCAGAACUCUGAAAAACAUUUGACAAAAACAAAUGAAGGCUUUCUAGGAAAUUCUCUGCAAACAGUUAAGCCCUAUGAAGAUUUUCUUUCGGGAAGCCUUUCUGAUGCUGUGAUCCCAGUUGACCACAAGGAAUAUUGUAAAGAGAAUUUGAACAAUGAUCAGAACAAUACUCUUCUCCAAGAAUAUUUAAAAACAGUUGAGGAACUAGAUGAUUCUGAUGAAAAGACAAAUUGCAGCAAUGGAAUAGAAAGUUGUAAGACCAAUACAGCUGUUUCGUCAGAAGAAAAGGAUAUUUUAUGCAGUGCUGUUUUAGUCUCUCAGGAUGUGCUUCCAUUAGCAGAAGAAGGAAUUGAUACAUUCGAUCUAAAUGAUAAAAUGGCAGAAAAAAAGACAAACUGUGAUUCUUCAUUGCAGACACUUUCUGUUAGGCUAUCUGUAUAGCAAGCAUAGACUGACAGAAAAAUUUUUAAAAGCCACAUUAACAUUUUAUGUUAUUAGACCAAUUUCUAUACAUUUUGGGAGAUAUCGGUCGUCUUGCUUUUAAAAAUCGCUUGUUAGAGGAUUAACGCUUGUUAGAGGAUUAACAAACAGGUUUGUUAAUCCUCUAACAUUAGAUUUACACUCUAUUAAAUUAUAUCAAGAUAGGUUCAAAUAGACAUGGUAACAUAACAUUUUAUGUGGUUUCGUUAUCACAGAUUUUUAUGACUCUUAAGUACUUUACAUAUUGCUGUUAUCAUAGCUGAGCUAAACAACUGUUUUCUCCAAGGAAACAAAGCAUGUAUCCUUAUUGUAAUAUUCAAAGAAAGAAAUAUAAAUAUUUAAUUUGACGAAUAAGGGCAGUAUGCAGAAGUUUAUAUUUGAAGGCACAAACAUAGCAUCUAUCUGCAACCCUUUAAGGCAGAUUUCAGGUUAAGGCAUUGAUAGAAAGUGUUAUUUUUGCAUCCCUACAUGAUCUGAAACAUUUUUGCCUGCAAAUCUGAAAUGCUAUUUCUCCCAAUGGUCACACAACAUACAGUUAAUAAUAUAAGAGAGAGAGUGUUUAAUUAAUAGUCUGAAAAUGUAUGCUGACACACAGGUACUAAAUUAUAAGCUUGGAAAUUUUGGAAAUCUUGUUCCAUUUACAGAUCUUUCUUUUAAAAAAACAAUGCCAGUCGGUUGACUCAUCAGUACUACAAACGUUUUUCUACAAACGUGACUAUUGAAUUCCACACAGCUGAGUCCAGUCUGUUAUCACAGAGGACUGUUUUUAUGAAGUCAUAUUUCUUUGUUUCAUUUGCUGGGACAGUGGGAAUUUUUAAAAAAAACGCAAUGCAACAAAACAAACCAGUUUGAAAGUGUGUGCGGGGGGAGGAGGGGGGGUUGAGAAGAGGCAACUUCUCACACUAUAUUCUCAUGAUAUGAACAAUUUGCCUAUUUUGCCAAGGUCAGAAUGUGUAUAAAGACAGUACAUAUUCAAUUUUAUACCUAAGAAACAAAAAAAUGAGAGGGUUUUCUUAAAAAUAGAUCAGCAUUAUAUGGCCAUGGCUGCUAAAACUAUACAGAAUAAUUGUUUAAUACCAUUACCUGCUUAGUAGAUUGCUAAGACAAAGAAGCAAGUGGCCAUGUUUUCUAGUUGCUUAGGGAGGAUUGACUGCUAAACAUAUUGCCACACGUUAAUAUGAAUUAACAAUAUUCAUUCUGGUAUUCAUGGAGAAUGCCUACAUCCUACUGCUUCACCAUAUAAUGAUAAAGAAAGCAACAAUUCUUCUUUACAGAUUCCACUGUUUCUAUCAGUAAAUGCUUUGUAUUUUUUCAUUACUAAUAAUUAAUAGUUAUUGUCAAUAAUAAAUAUUUUUCUAUUCAUAAAUUCCGGAAUUUUUAAAAGUUGUAACUUUGUUCCCAGUAUUAAGUAUAUAAUCAAGUAUACAUUGUUCUUGGCUUAAUGAGUCAAUUGCAAAUAUUGCCUUGAGAAAUUGUUAUGCCAAAUACAGGAAUAGGUUUAUUAUGUCAAAUUUAACUUCAACUUGGUAUUCUUUUUCGGAAUUCAAGAGUUUAUGCUGCCAAUCUUAAAAUUAGAAAACAAAAGCUGGAAAAAAAGCAUUGCUUAAGAGAUCUUGAAUUUUACCACAACUACCUUUAUUCAGAAUGACCCAUUGCAUUUAAAUAUUUUGGUCAUUUGCAUCUCUUUUUUAAAAAAAUCUACUGUAAAGUGUUAUAGAAUGCAUGUACUGUAUGUAUACAAUAUAUACAUGCUCAAUAUGUACAUGUUCUAGUAUAUAUUGGCCAUAAUGCUAUAAAAUUAAUCUCUAUGCUAAAGCAGCAUAAAACCAAUGCACUGUUUAAACUUGUUAUAGAGAUUAGUUAAAAGCUUAUUCUUUUUGUAGGAAGAAAUCUAAAAAUAUCAUUUUUAGAGAAUUGCAGAUAUAUUCUUUAGAAAAUACUACUUCAAGGGAAAAGUUAAACGUGCUUAAAUGGAGUUUAAAAUAUACUUGUUUCAUCUCGUUUUUCUUGAACUUCAUAUCUGUCUUUGUAAGGCUCAGUAUUUGUAUCUCUUAGUUAUAAACAGUAUGUUUGUGUACAUUUACAUUGUAGCUGACUUAAUAUUAUUUGUCUUCUGUCCUAUAAAAAUGAGUAGGGCUCCAAAGUUGGAGUAUGGGACAGAGCAAAAAAUAUUUUUUGUUCACUUAAGCAAAAUUGUUCAUUCUGUAUUGGAAUAAAUACAGGAUAAUUUUUUUCUGCUGUGAGUAAAACAUUGUGAAGUUAAGAGGAAUGCAUUGUGAUUGUAAGGAAAUUGCUUUCUGUGUUUUGAUGUAGGUAUUGAUACUUUUAGGUAUAUAUUGCUGCAAUAUAUUUGGAAAAAAUAAUGAAAAAAACAUCUUUUACAAGGGCUAAAAGAGUUAAUGAGUCCAGUUUUCAAAGAAGUUUCCAAAUGAUCAUAUUGUGAUUAUAACUGGAGUUUCAAAACCCACAUUCACAAAGCUUUUAUUCAUUAUCAAUAUGCAAAAUCAAAACUUUAACCCUCAUCAUUUGAUAAUGUGCAAGUGUGUGAACUUUCUCAGUUUUACAUAUUUACAUAUUUUGAUUAUUUUCUAUGGUUACGUGUGAUAUUUUUGUUAUCAGAAAAAGUUACAGCUUUAUAGAGAGGAAAAAUAUAUUUGCUUUUAUCUUGGGAAAUAAUAUAUAUGAAUAUUUAAAUUAAACAAUGCAAUUUUAUUUGAUUAAAAUUGUCAUUGGAUUCUUACUGGAUACAUAAGAGAGAAAGUUGAUGCAUUACUUUAAAAAACUUAAAUUUAUAUACAAAACUCAUCCUGAGAUAAAUGAGUUAACAUUAUCUUGAUUUAUACAUAACAUUAGUUUGUUUUUUUAAUUUCAGAUUUUCCUAUUUUGGAAUUCAUUGUUGUUUGUACACCUUUUAGGACUUGGCAUUACAAGUGAAUAAAACAAAUUAAGCUUUUUAAAAGACUUUUUUGACUAGCAUGAUCCAUGAACCUUUUACUGAAAUAAGCAAUGGGAAAGAAAUAAGGAAUAAGUAGAAAAGAGGAACACAUUUUUCUUCCUUCCUAUUUUUCUUAUACCUCCUACAUGUCUAAAUACUCAGUUCUGCUUUCUCUGGUUCAUAAUGCAGCGUGGGAAUGGAAACCUUUCUUCCUCCCAACUAGCAAUAUAGCAAAUAUAUUGUCUAGACAAUAUAUUGUUCUAUAAGUAGUAUAACACAUGGUAUGUAAUGUAUUCUGAGGCAGAUGCUUUUUCCAAGUAUAUCCUCUCUUUAGGAAAAUCUUUAAGCGGAGUCCAAUGCUGGUCUUGAUCAGCUGAUUUAAGAGAAGUCAAUUCUCUCUUUCUCUCUUGUAACUAUCCCAAAUCUGUUACAAAUUUGGGAACAGUCUACAACAAUUUUUAGGAAGGGUAUAAAUGGACCCUUACUUUUUUUUAAUUAAUUGUACAUUAAAUUAUGUUUUUUAAUGUUAUUUUCCUCUAAGUAAAACUUUGUGACUACUGUAAUAUGAAGAAGCUGGUUUUUAUUGUUUGUGUUUGUGUGUGGUCUGUGUAAAUAUAAAUCUUUAUAGAUUUAAUAUUUUGGCUGUAAUCUUUAACAAGAGAUUUUUUACUGAGAUCAGUGAAUUCUACUUUUACAUAAGCACAGUUUUAUUAUCUUUAAUGUAAGUGUAGUUAAAACUGAAAAUAAAAAUAUGGCCUUAUUAAUUUCAUAUCAAUCAGUAUUCAUAAAGUGAUCACUGUUCCUAAACUGGGUAAAUUCCAUAUGACUUCUUCAAAGCCAUAUAAUCUAAUGCUUCUGUUACCGAAUUUAAAAGCUUCCAGGUCAUUGUCAAAAAGAGAAGAGGAGUAAUGCUAAGGGAAAGAAAAACACUCUUAAAAAGAUUUUAUUUUAAAAAAUGUCCAUGUAAAGUUCUCUCUAGAAUGCAAAUAGGCAACAUGAUUGCAUACUUGACCGUGGUAAUUUGCUCAGCCAGAAACUGUUAUUUACAGAAAACUAAUUUGACUGUAAUAUAGCUUUUAUAAUUUGAAUUUAAAAUAUAAUCGGCAUGUUUCGAUUUUUGAAAAUUUGCAUUUGGGAAUAAUUUAUUUUGAUGUAAUAAAGAAUUCUGAAUUAA